Bufo gargarizans (Asiatic toad) is the source of this 1574-nucleotide messenger RNA. It is a transcript of the gene LYSMD3, whose product is annotated as LysM domain containing 3. Gene Ontology annotation, cellular component: Golgi apparatus. The transcript is spliced from 3 exons. Bases 143 to 940 code for a protein of 265 amino acids. Gene Ontology annotation, biological process: Golgi organization. The record is from RefSeq and is a predicted model, not a curated record. NCBI's taxonomy places the organism in Eukaryota, Metazoa, Chordata, Amphibia, Anura, Bufonidae.
GCUUGAGGACGUGGCUUGAGGGAUGCGCGUUCCCCCUGGAAGCUUCCCAUGGUCGGCGGGGGCGCGGAGGCAGCAAUAGUGGAGUGGACGGUGGCCGAGAGGAGUCCAGCGAAAAGAGCGGAGGCCGCGCGAUGAAGCCUUGAUGGUCCCUCCUGCAGAUGAGCUGAAGAUGGCCGGCAGACAUGAGGCUCGGAGUUACCUGAAACCAGCAUCGUCCACGACCUCGGGUCACAGCUAUCACUUUGCCUCCAUGGCUAACUCUGAGAAUGACGUGUCAGAAGAAGAGGCCGAGGAAUAUGAACUGCGACCACGAGGGAGAGAGAAGACGAGGAGAAGCACGUCCAGAGAACGUCUUGAUGACAUUAUAGUUAUCAUUAAGGACAUUGUGGAAGGGGACACAUUAAAUUCAAUAUCUCUACAGCAUUGUUGUACUGUCGCAGACCUCAAGAGAGCCAACAACCUCAUUAAUGAACAGGACUUUUACGCCUUGCGGUCAAUAAAAAUUCCAGUAAAGAGGUUUAGUUUACUGACCGAGACCCAUUUUUCCCCAAAAGGAAAGAUGUCAAGGACUGUGUCUACCCAGCCUCCUCUAGAAGCCCAGGAACUCUACCCAGCACUUGAAGGACUUUCUAAGGAGACUGUUGAUUCUUUCUUACAGGAAGUAGACAGAGACAUUGAACAGAUUGCGAGGGUCACAGACAUGAAGAAGGAAAGUCUGCACGAAGUGGUCUCCGCCCUAAGUCAAGAACUCCAUUUUGAAACGGAGCCUAAAGUGGCCCGACCAAAAGAUCCUUAUCAUGGAGCGGACUGGGGCUUGGGCUGGUGGACAGCAGUUGUCAUUAUGGUCAUUGUGGGAAUAAUCACACCAGUAUUUUAUUUCCUUUAUUAUGAAGUUCUAAACAAGGAACCACCUGAAUCUAACUCAUCCCACAUAGGCUGAUUUUUGCACAGUUUGCUGUUGAAUUCAAAGUGCAAUUAUCCUGUGAGGCAGAACCAGCCUUGUAUCCUUGUGAGAAGGAAUGGACUGCCGAGCAGAGAAAACACUUUAAAGGGUUAUCUCAUAAGCUACACUUAGCACCUGUCCAUAGCAUAGGUGGUAAGUGUCUGAUCGUUUUGGAUCUGAAUGCUGGUACACCCAUUGAUCACAACAAGAGGCGUCCCCGUUUGAAUGUAAACUAAAGUGCUUGACUACCUCCGUCUAUGCCGUAGACUUUGAAUGAAGCAGUAAUGUGCAUGAAUGACCACAGAUCCUUUCAACCUGAGGACAAGUGACCUCUCUUCCUGUCAUCGGUGAGGGUCCCAGCAGUCUGGUCCCACGUGAUAAGUGUUAAUUUUGAGACAACCACUUUAAGGGUAGUAUUUUAUUUACAGAAAUUUAGGUGUUUUUUUUAAGCAGAAAAGUUAGCAGCCAGAUGAUAUUAAACACUCUACAAACACUGCCUUUGGCCAACUUCACAUGAGAAAUACGCUCCGUGUGUCAGAGGUAUUUCUCGUUCUAAAUGCAUUAGGCCUCAUGUACACGACCGUAUUUUGUUUCCGUGUCCGAUCCGUUUUUUUUUUUUUUUGCGGAUAGG